This is a messenger RNA of Spinacia oleracea (spinach), 2319 nucleotides long. RefSeq names its product aspartic proteinase 36. Gene Ontology annotation, biological process: proteolysis. The record is from RefSeq and is a predicted model, not a curated record. Gene Ontology annotation, molecular function: aspartic-type endopeptidase activity. Bases 165 to 2081 code for a protein of 638 amino acids. Lineage: Eukaryota; Viridiplantae; Streptophyta; Magnoliopsida; Caryophyllales; Amaranthaceae. The transcript has 12 exons.
GUACGGAGUUACGGACUACGGAGACCAUUUUACGGUGUGUCUUAUAAACAUAACCCCAGCAACAUCUCCGUGCCGAGUCAAACUAAAGGGGUCGGUCAACAUCUCCUCCCACUGAUAACUCAAUCACCCUCACCGGAGAAUCGCCAAACCCAAAUCAACUCACCAUGACGCGGCGACACGUCCGAUUCGCCGCCACAACUACCAUCCUCCUACUCAUUCUCCUCAUAUCCAUAUUUCCCGCCGUCAAUUCUACAUCCAUCCUCACCAACCACCGCCCUCCACCUCUAAUCUUACCUCUCACUCUCUCUCAUCGAAUUCCCGACGCUAAACUCCGGCGUCACCUUCAAUCUAAACGCACCCCUCCUACUGCUCGCAUGAAUCUUUUCGACGAUCUCCUCUCUAACGGGUAUUAUACGACGAGGCUUUACAUCGGAACUCCGGCACAAGAGUUUGCGUUGAUUGUAGAUACAGGGAGUACUGUUACGUAUGUGCCUUGUUCUAGUUGUGAUCAUUGUGGUAAUCAUCAGGACCCGAAAUUCCAACCAGAUCAUUCAAACACCUAUCAUCCUGUAAAAUGCAACCCUGACUGUACAUGUAAUGCUGAGAAUGCUCAGUGUGCUUAUGAGAGACGGUAUGCUGAAAUGAGUUCCAGCAGUGGCGUCCUUGGUGAAGAUAUUGUGUCAUUUGGCAAUAAGAGCGAGCUUAAACCCCAACGUGCUGUUUUUGGUUGUGAAAAUUCAGAAACUGGUGACCUGUACAGUCAGCAUGCUGAUGGUAUAAUGGGUCUGGGUCGAGGUGAACUGAGUAUUGUUGAUCAACUUGUUGAUAAAGGUGUAAUCAGUGAUUCCUUUUCGCUUUGUUAUGGAGGAAUGGGCAUAGGCGGGGGUGCUAUGAUUCUUGGUUCUGUAUCACCCCCUUCUGACAUGGUCUUCAGCCAUUCUGACCCCGACCGCAGUCCAUAUUACAACAUUGAGCUGAAGGAGUUACAUGUUGCUGGAAAGAAGCUGCCUGUUGAUCCAAAGGUUUUUGAUGGAAAACAUGGAACUGUUCUGGAUAGUGGUACAACGUACGCCUACUUACCAGAAGGAGCAUUUGUUGCUUUUAUUCAUGCUUUAACUAAUGAGCUCCAUGGGCUUAAGCAAAUUCGUGGGCCUGAUCCCAAUUAUAAUGAUAUCUGCUUUUCUGGUGCUGGAAGUGAAUCGUCAGAACUUUCAAAGGCUUUCCCUACAGUUGAUAUGGUUUUUGAAAAUGGUCAAAAGUAUUCAAUGUCACCGGAAAACUAUUUAUUCAAGCAUUCGAAGGUGCAUGGUGCAUAUUGCCUUGGAGUCUUUCAAAAUGGAAAAGAUCCCACAACUCUUUUAGGAGGAAUCGUUGUCCGUAAUACUCUUGUCACAUAUGAUCGUGAACGCUUGAAAGUUGGAUUUUGGAAGACAAAUUGCUCCGAGUUAUGGGAGAGACUUCAUGUGUCUAACACUUCAUUAACACAUGCACCCACACCAUCAAGUGGGGAGGUUUCGACUCCAGGAAUGUCUCCAGCAUCAACACCUAAUGCAGUACCAAGUUAUGUUAUUCCAGGAGGGAUAAAAGUUGGAUUCAUAACAUUUGAAAUGUCUUUGAGCGUCAAAGAUUUGGACUUGAAGCCUCGUGUAUCAGAACUAUAUGGUUUUAUUGCUCGAGAGUUGGGCAUCAAUAUUACACAGGUACAUUUACUAAAUUUGACUUCAUCCGGGAAUGGUUCCCUGAUAACGUGGGCCAUUUAUCCUGAAGGAUCUGCCAAGUAUAUCUCAAACGCAACUGCAAUGCGUAUAAUUGCUCAUUUAGCAAAAAGUAAUGUCCAACUUCCGGAAACCUUUGGCAGUUAUAAGUUGGUUAAUUGGAAGGUUGAGCCACCUUUGAAACGGAGUUGGUGGCAACAACAUUACUUGAUCGUUGUUAUGGCAGUUAUUCUUGCAUUGACGUCGGGGUUAUCUGUUUAUGGGAUUUGGUUCGUUUGGAAAUGGAGGCAGCAAACAACAGCACAAUACAAGCCUGUUGACAGCGAUGCUAUUAUUCCCGAGCAAGAACUACAGCCAUUGCGAUAGUGACCAAAUAUGACCUAUUUUACUUCUGAGAGUUUGUUUGGAGCAUUUUGUUAUUUAGGAACCCUGUUUACAAGCCCUUUUUAUGCCAAAUUUAUAAGGGAAGUGUCCUUGAUUAAGAAGAGUAGCCUAUAAAAGUUUUAGACUUUUGCCCAUCUUUAUUUUGUAGAUAAAUUCUUAAUUUCUGAUACAUGAUGAAAUCAACAACCUAUAGAAUGGUUUUUAUGACGUUUUUUGAAAA